Messenger RNA from Vitrella brassicaformis, 1344 nucleotides. The record is from the annotation of a GenBank genome assembly. Lineage: Eukaryota; Vitrellaceae.
CUCAGCACCUUUCGGACGUUUGGGCGUCCUCCUUUUCGGUAGUUUCGUUUUGCCGUCCCUCUUCGACCGACCGACGAGGUGAAGGCAGAGACACGCACAGGAAGAUUGGAUCUCAUCUCAGUCAGCUGACACGCAACACACAGGGCUAUCUAUGAACAGUCGGUCAGCUGUGAUAUAUAAAACCACUUACCACCGAAUUAGCACAACCAACCCAACCCCUACCCAGCAGCGUAGCGGACACACCCAACCAUACAUACGGGGCAUAUGCAUGCCUCUGCGAUGGAUGCAUCCAUCCUACGCUGCGGUACGGUACGCUACGCCUUGACUUUCUUAUCGGGCUUUUCGUCCUUGAGGUCCUCUGGCCGCAUCCCCAGCUGGUUCAAGCAAUACAGAACCAGGUCGUCAUUUUUCCAGCCACUGCAAGUAAGACACGCGCACACACACACACACACAGACAGAGAGAGAGAGAGAGAUCUGGCGCACCGCGCACAUGGUGUCAAUGGGCGUGAGGCUGACCGACCGUAUGUUGACGUGUUCGUGUUCGUGUGCCUCUGUCUUGUCAGUCCCCUCCCCCCCAGCACUACUGCUGCUGCUGCUGCUGCUAGCGUCUGCCGCCCUCUGCAGCACGAGUGUGGUCCGCGCCCCCCUGAUGUACUUGAUGCUCAUCUUCUUGCCGAAACGCGGCACCUCACGACGGAUCUGCAUGACAACAACAAACAGCACAACCAGGACCACGAGGUCAUCGGCGCCUGUGUGUCACUGGAGAGUGAUGGUGUUUGUAUGCGUGUGGGUGUGUGGGUGUGGGUGUGCUCACGAAGUGCUCGAUGUCCUGAUUGAAGCUCGUUUCAGAUGGGCACAGGACGAGCGUGAUCUGCACAGACAGACAGACAGACACUCGUGGCGUGCAACAUGGGACACACAAGCAGUGCAAGAUUCGGCAGAUUCGCUCUCCUUGGCUCGCUCACUCCCUCACUCACAUGAGUUGCCGAGGCCACAUUGUCGGCCUUGCAGCACGACUGGCACUCGUCAAUCAGCCGCCGGCUCUCCGCCGACUUGGGCAGCUGCACGCCAACACGAGCACAACUCGAGCACAGCAAACUGAAUAAGUGAGUGAAAUCAGACAAAGACAUCAAUCGCCAUGAGGCAGGUGGUGUGGUUUGCGGCACAUGAUGGAUGGUCCUCGCUGCUUGUCUUGUUGUAUCUACCUGUCUGUGAUGAAGCCCUUCUCUUGGCACGAGAGCGGGUCGGGGACGCCCGCCCUUGCGAUGACAUAGUGAGAGCACAAAGGCAGCGCCAAGAGCAGAGGUGUGGCGGCCCACCCCAGAUCUCUGCGCUUCAUUCCGU